UUUUCAAUCAAACAGCUUACACAGUGCAGCCUCUGUCUCUUCUACAGUGACAGGAGCGGUGCUGCUCACGAUGUUUCGUUAACAUUUAAGGUUAGUGUCAUUCCCAUGUUUAUGGGCCAAAAUGAAGGGGACACAAUAGCAGAUUUCCUUCACUUUCAUUUUAUGAGAAAUAACGACAGCCAGCUUACUGCGUGGGGUGGCUGAACACACUUCAGCGUCUCUCUAAUAGCCUGGGAGAGCCGGGAGACGAUUGAGAAGGGGGAAACCUUUCUGAUUUGUUUUUUUUCCCCCUCAGUUUGUAAAUGGCUUUGCAUUACUACCGCUGCAAGCUAGGACCGGACGAGGGUGUAUAACCGAUCGGGCAUUCGGUAUAGCAGUUCCACUCUCACUGCUGAAGUCUUUAGCUAGCGACGUUCCAGCCGGAAUUGGACGUGUCUCCGUGUGUACGCUAAAGGAAGGUGGAUAUAUUGCAGGUUGCGUAAAAAAAGAAACUGAAAGAUGGGGAACACGACCUCUUGCUGCGUAUCCUCUAGCCCCAAGCUCCGGAGAAACGCACAUUCCAGACUUGAGCCCUACCGCCCUGAGCCGGAGCUGAGCAGGGAGGAUACGGGCUGUAACCUACAGCACAUCAGCGACAGGGAGAAUAUUGACGAUCUGAAUAUGGAAUACAACCCCUCGGACCACCCGCGAGCCAGCACAAUAUUCCUCAGCAAGUCUCAGACCGAUGUUGCCGUUCCCAAGAAGAAAGUGAGAGAAAAACGCAAGAGCCUCUACAUUAACCAUCAUCCGCCUGGGCAAACGAGACGGAAGUACAGCUCCUGCUCAACCAUAUUCUUAGAUGACAGCACAGUCAGCCAGCCCAACCUUAAGUACACCAUUAAGUGUGUAUCACUUGCAAUAUAUUACCACAUAAAGAAGAGAGAUACAGACGGAAGAAUGUUGUUAGAUAUUUUCGAUGAGAAACUUCAUCCACUUUCGAAGUCUGAAGUUCCAUCGGACUACGAUAAGCACGACCCGGAGCAGAAGCAGAUCUACCGCUUCGUUCGAACCCUCUUCAGCGCGGCCCAGCUAACUGCGGAAUGUGCCAUCGUCACACUGGUGUACCUUGAAAGGCUUUUAACGUACGCAGAGAUCGACAUCUGUCCCGCCAACUGGAAGCGGAUCGUCCUCGGUGCCAUCCUGCUGGCCUCCAAGGUGUGGGACGACCAGGCCGUGUGGAACGUGGACUACUGCCAGAUCCUUAAAGACAUCACCGUGGAGGACAUGAAUGAACUGGAGCGGCAGUUCCUUGAGCUGUUGCAGUUCAAUAUCAACGUGCCGUCGAGUGUUUACGCCAAAUACUACUUUGACCUGCGGUCCCUGUCCGAGGCCAACAACCUGAGCUUCCCCCUGGAGCCGCUCAGUCGGGAGAAGGCCCAGAAACUGGAGGCAAUCUCCAGAUUGUGUGAUGACAAAUAUAAGGACUUGAGAAAAGCCGCCAAAAAGCGGUCGGUGAGCGCGGACAAUCUGACCACGGUGCGAUGGGCGCCCGCCAUCAUAUCCUAACAGGCCCUGGGGGGGGGGUCAGGAGAAGGGGUCGUCCUCCCCGGGGAACUUUUCAAACUCAGCUAGAUGCCUUCACAGUGCCUGUGUGUGCUGCAGCACAAAAGACCACCUUUUCAUUUGUGUGUAUGUGUGUGUGUGUGUGUGUGUGUGCGUGCGUGUGUGUGUGUGUGUCUGUGCGCGUGUGUCCCUGAGCAUUGUUAUUACCGCUGUUGUUGCUGUACAGAUUUCUCUCCUGUUGGCACAAGUAUGAAUCUGUGGCUGUGAAGUCGCUGGGCCAAGGACAGUCAGACAGGAGACGGUGCAUCUGCAGACCCACGCACCAUUCGAAAAGAAAAAAAGCAAAAUGACAACAAAGAAUUGCCGUGGCGGCAAUGAACAUUCUCCUGACUUUUGUUCCUAUUUCUCUGACUUUUAUGGCUGGUAUUUAAAAAGAAAAGAAAAGAAAAUGAUUUGCAGACAUUUACAAUGGUUUCUUAUGUUUGGCAGAUACAUUUUGUACAUUCCUAUGGUUUUAGUACUAAUUGAUUUGAAGAAAUUCCUCUCCCAAGCACAAAUGAGAUAAAAUGUGCAAUGUUUCCCGAAUCUUUGUACAUUCCUAAUAUUUUCCCUCUACCGCUCUCAAACAAUGGCUGCGACCAAUGGACGGUGCUGCGGUUUCUUGGGCUGACACGCCCCCAACAUGCCAAGUUUAUAUUUAAUGUCUAUUUCCAUUCUUCGCGCAGCUGAGCUCUUGCCGUAAUGCAGAAAACCGAGAGCGUUUCUGUGGAAGAUGACGAAGAACGCCCUUUGGACAGCGACUUUUCUUACCUCCGAGAACCACGGGCCUUGAGACUAGGGAAGAGGACCUAACAGUUUCCUGUAUAGAUUAUUUCAUCAUCGCUGCAAUGUUCUUAUUACUUGAGUAUGGCUUGUCUUAUGAGAAUCGGACCUUCAGAUAUGGCAGACCACUGACGAGAAUGGACAGUAAUGAGGGAGAAGCUCUGACAUUGCCUACCUAAACAGACCGGCUUUCCUUCGCAGUCGUUCGUCCUGCUCAGGUUGUUUACAAACACGCGUUUCCAGGAAGAGAAUUGUGAGUGUUGCUGUGAAAGAAUCGGUGGGGAGAAAGGGUGACCGUAUGGAGUCUGUUAGAUUCCCUCCUCCUCUGCUUCUGAUAGCUAUCCUCCCUCGGGUGACCCUUUAAAGGGUCGGGAUACCACCUUCAGAACCAGCCUCCCUCUCAGGGUGUGGUCAUGGCAGCCGUCCUGUGUUCCUGAUCAGUGCGGGUCUCUCCUGGGCCGCGCCCGUACGGUGCCACUGGAACAGCACCCGAAACCCCGAGAACCCGAGAGAGAGACGAGGAGCUACAGACGGACAGAACGAGAGAGGGCACUCGGUGAGAAAGAGAAUAAAAAAAGAGAUGUGGAGUCAGAGAGGUAAAUUUGAAAAGAAGGCAAAUGAUGGCGAAAGGCACAGAAAGAGGCUAAAUUUGAAGAGGAAAUAAUCGUCUACUUCGAAGGAAAAAAUGGUCCAUCCAAUGUGCCCAAAAGUCAUGUUGAAUUUCCAUUGCUUUAUUUUAUAAUUAUUUUAAAAAAUGAUUUGCUCCUUGAUUAUUGUUAUGCAUUUUAAAAUCCUUCUUAUUUAUUCCAUUUUUUUGUUUUUUUUUAUGAGGGAGGGAGAUGAAUUUGUUCUUUACCUGGCUCUCGUGAGCUGAUUCUCAGCCUAAACCGAACCAGUCACCCAAAGUAAUUAACAUACUCCCUCAACGACCAUGUUUACAAUGUAACAAUUAGCCAAUCAAGUAAACCACAAGAAGCAUGUGUGGAGAGGCUGUGAAAGCACAGUGUGGCCAUUCACCUAGCAGUGGAGGUUCAGUACCACCAGUCAACCCAUGACAUCCAAAUAUGACCCUGACGCCCAAAAGCUUGGUUGUCCCUUGAAAGAUAUGCAUGUUGGUUAUCAUAGCAUGUGGUGCAUCUAGAGUAAGAGGAAGUACAGGCAGUCCAAAAAGAGAAUAAUAACCCCUGGGAGUGUUUGCGUACAUGUUCCUGGAUUUUUGACUUGUUGGACUGUGGAAUUUUCCAUUUUCAAAUGCUCAAGAGAUGCGGUUUUAUUUCUUAUUCUAUCAGGAAGAAUAUAAAUGAUCACGCUUGUAGGAGAACGGGAUGGCAGGCUCAUUUAGCUUUUGAAUUCGCUGAUGCCUGUACUAAGAUCCCGUUGCAUCCUGUUCUUCCAUAUGUGACAGAACACAAGGAGCACGUGAUUAGCAUCCGCUCUCUUAAAUAUUUAUUUUCCGAGUACAUCAUGCAGCACUAGAGAGAUAAGUGGUCUCCAAUCUCGAACCCCUAAGAUUAAAGACAAUGAUAUGAAAUAGAACAAAGUAGGUAUUUUGGAAAUUAAUUUUGUAAAGUGUACAUAAAAUCUCUUGAGACUAUAACUUAAAAAUGUGCUGAAAUAUUGAAAUAUUUAUAGUCAAUAACUGGUCAGUAUUUAUGUGAUGGAAAAUGAUGAUGGUUUCAUUUUUCCCCUUAUUUUAGUCCGGAUCAGUUGUAAUGAAUUGAACAGAAAUGACAAACUCAGCAAAAAUGUUUUAUAUUGGUAAUUUAUUGUUUGAUAAAAAAAAGAAUUAGCAGUAUUUUAUUAUACUUCACAUUAUGAGCAAUGGUUCCAUUGAUUUUUCUGUGAACAUUUCCCCAUUUCAUUUCUGUAAGUCUAAACAUUCUUGAAUAUGAUAAGGAAGGGUGAAUUAUCUGGCUCAGAGUAAAUGCAUAAAUGUUUAUGAAAGUGUCCAAAAGGUGUUUUAAGUUUUAAACCCAAUUUUUCAUUCUUGUAACCCAUCUUCCGUGCACAAUCAGUGAUUGGUACUUACUGUACCAUCUGAUUUGCAUUGAAAUAUAGAAUCAGGACUAAGGAAAGUAUGUACAAAUAAUGUGAUACCAUUUUGCUCUUACACCUGUUAAAUGAGCAAUAUUAUGAUAAAGCCCCUUAUUGUACCUGAAUCAUAAAAUCACUAGUUAUAAAAAAUUGAAAAAUAUUCUCACGACCAAAGAAAUGUAUAUAACAUAGAGAAAUUACUUUAGUACAUUGAAUUCAAGAUUUUGACACAAAAUAACCAAUUAGCUGAUUAGCUAAGUACUUCCAAUAAAAAUCCAGGCUGAUAUAAUUGAACUACAAUGGUGCGCUGCCAUUAUUUUAUUUCAAAGUAGUGUUGUCAGUUCAGUUCACAUUGCAAGGAAACCACUUGUACUCAAAAUUGAUGCACUUGCUUUGUCCAGUCGAAGAUAAUUGCAUUUACAAAAUGAAUGGUGAAAUCAUUGUGGACAGCCAUAUCGUUUCAAACUCGUUUCAUAUAAUUGUUUCAUAUAAUCAUGGCCUAAUUAUUUGUGCUUCAUUUGCAAUGUGAUUUAAUGACUGCAUGUUAUCAUUAAUACGUCAGCAGCCUGAGGUGGUGUUACUGAAGCUUACACUGAGACUUAAUUAGGUGAUAUAUUUGCAUUUUGGCUCAUGUUUCUACAUCUGUGGUUGUUAUCCAAGUAAAGGGACAUUUUCAAUUGCCCACAUGUUGAUUCAUGUCCCUAUGUUGUCUUAACCUACACUCUCUCUCUUACUUUCUCUCACAUACUACCCCCCCCCCCCCCCAUACUCUCUUUCUCACACACACACACACACACAUUUGAAAUUAAGACACCCUUGCACAAGUUAUAUUAAGGAUUUAUGCUGAAGUUGAAUUCAGUCCCUGGUUUUUUGUACUAAUGAAGCUGAAGGAACUGGAAAUAUGGUCUAGCUUGGUUAGUCAUGUUUGUAGCCUCAAAACACACUGUUGAGCUCAUGCAUAUGUCAGUGGCAGGACAAACACAAUAUGAUGUUCAUUGCCAAUAUGUAAAAAGUGAUGGUGCUGUACUGGAGUAUAAAUAUAAUGAAGGACCGGCCCUGGUAAUGAGUGGAGGAGAAUUGCAGUGCAUUGUGGUCCUUUCUGCACACCAUCUGGAAUGACUGAGAAUCUGGAAAUGAAACAACUGCAUGAAGCUGUGAAAGACAUAAGAAUUUGUCCUUGGGAAAAAGUGGAGAUAUUCUUGUGAAAUGUUUGAAUUAUUUGAAGAUUGUAUAUCUUAUUUAUCGUAUGUGUGUACAUACAGCCUGGUGUUAAUCUCAGAACUAAAGUAAACUCAGUCCGUCAGGGCUAAGCCUGUGGUAGACUGGUGAUUGGUGUUAUAGCAUUGUGCACUGAACUCUACCUCUGCAUAGAGUCGUUUCCUUUCUUUUUUAAAUUUAGGAUUUACAAAUUAAAAUUUUUAAUGUCUUUAUACUAUUUGUGGUUUCCUGUGCUAACAAAAUGACUGCUGUAAAGGUGGAUUCUGUUUAGCCUUCUAUCCUUACUUGUGCUAUUCUGCUUCAGUUUUCUGUUCACUCCUCUGGGUUCGAUCUGUAUGCUAGCCUUCGCUCCGCUCCUGUUCUCAGUUUGCCAAAUGCAGAGCAGUGGUUCUUGGGUAUUCUCUCUGAUUGUAUCUCUCUCUUUUAUUUCUUUCUUUCUUGGUCUGUUUGCAUAGUGGUCUUGGUCCUGCAUUUCAUUGCGACUGGGGACGGAGUUGCUGCAUGCUGUCCUUUUUAAACUAUCAUUUUACUGACAGUCCAGUUUCAUAAAAGAUGUUUAGAAAACUACACAAGAAAUAAACAUUUCAAACUUGCAAUAAAAAGGCCUUCUCUGCUUUCA
Messenger RNA from Anguilla anguilla (European eel), 6235 nucleotides. It is a transcript of the gene ccny, whose product is annotated as cyclin Y. Gene Ontology annotation, biological process: regulation of cyclin-dependent protein serine/threonine kinase activity; regulation of canonical Wnt signaling pathway. Gene Ontology annotation, cellular component: plasma membrane; cytoplasmic cyclin-dependent protein kinase holoenzyme complex. Bases 499 to 1545 code for a protein of 348 amino acids. Gene Ontology annotation, molecular function: protein kinase binding; cyclin-dependent protein serine/threonine kinase activator activity. Lineage: Eukaryota; Metazoa; Chordata; Actinopteri; Anguilliformes; Anguillidae. The record is from RefSeq and is a predicted model, not a curated record. The transcript has 11 exons.